This is a messenger RNA of Catharus ustulatus (Swainson's thrush), 1353 nucleotides long. RefSeq names its product serine/threonine-protein kinase pim-1-like. NCBI's taxonomy places the organism in Eukaryota, Metazoa, Chordata, Aves, Passeriformes, Turdidae. The record is from RefSeq and is a predicted model, not a curated record. Gene Ontology annotation, biological process: protein autophosphorylation. Gene Ontology annotation, cellular component: cytoplasm. Gene Ontology annotation, molecular function: protein serine/threonine kinase activity; ATP binding.
AUGCCGCGUCCCGCAAGGCGCCCGUGGGGGAGCCGGCCCCCUGCCCGUCCCUGCCGGGCCCGCCGCUGUGCCGCCCCCGCGGGGCUCUCUCCCUCUCGGCUGUGGCACCUUCUGAAGAGUCUGUGGGAGAGCUCCUCCCUCUGGUGGUGGUGGUGGUGGAGCAGCACCAGCUCUUGGCUCCGCCUGACGAGGCCCCGGCCCCGGCCCCGGCCCCGGCCCCGUGCGAGGCCCCUCCCGUGGCUCCCCCCGCAGCAGCCCCGCAGCCGCCCGGCUCCUGCCCCAUCGCCGGCAGCUUCCCCUGUCCGAGCCCCGCCGCCCGUCAGCUCGGCCGCCGGCCCCGAGCCGCCGGAGCCCGGGGCGGCUCAGGAAGCAGCAGCGCCCGGGGCGGGCGGGUGCCCCGGGCAGAAUGGCGAGAGCGCGGUGCCGGCCGCACGGGCGGAGAAGCGUCCCCUGGAGCAGCUCUACCGGCUGGGCCCGCUGCUGGGGAGCGGCGGCUGCGGCAGAGUUUACGCCGGGACCCGGCUCGCCGACGGCGCCCCGGUGGCCAUCAAAGCAGUGCCCCGCGAUCGCGUCUGGGAGUGGGCGCGGCUGGUGAGUGAGCGGGGCCAGCGGGAGCAGCCGGCGGGGCAGGACGUGCCGGGCGGGGCUAAGGCCAGGCCUGGCAGGCACGACGGCGCCCUUGUGCCCCUGGAGCUGGUGCUGCUCUCCAUGGUGUCGUGCCCUGGCUUCCGCGGCGUUGUACAACUCCUGGACUGGUUCGAGCUGCCCGACGGCUUUGCCCUCAUCAUGGAGCGUCCGGAGCGCUGCCGGGACCUCUGGCACCUGCUGCACGCAGGAGGGUUCCUGCCAGAGCCUGUGGCACGGGAGGUGUUCCGCCAGGUGCUGCAGGCUGUGCGGCACUGCACCAGCCGCGGCGUGCUGCACCGCGACAUCAAGGCCGAGAACAUCCUCGUUGACCUGGCCACCGGCGACGCAAAGCUCAUUGACUUUGGGUGCGGCACCAUCCUCCAGAACACCGCCUACACCCACAUGGCAGGAACGCGGGAGUACUUCCCACCGGAAUGGAUCCUCUUCGGCCGCUACCACGGCCAGCCAGCCACCAUCUGGACCCUGGGCAUCCUGCUGUAUCAGCUGGUGUGCAGGCACCUUCCCUUUAAAACCAGAGAGGACAUCGUCCGGGGCCAGCUCUUCUUCCCUCCCCGGGUGUCUCAAGAGUGCCAGCACCUCAUCAGGUGGUGUUUAUGCAUGGACCCUGCAGACAGGCCAUGCCUGGAAGACCUUUUAGAGCAUCCUUGGCUGCAGCAGCACCACCUGGCCCAUGAGACAGCAGAGAUCCAUCCCUCUGCACAGUAG